AUGAGUAUAAACGACGAAAAUAUUGCGCGGUGCUUAGAAAUAGAAGUGUCAGAUGAAGAGGAGAGACUGAAUGAAAUACCAGCGACGUGGAGCUCGAUGUUGCGGAAGAUUAUGUGCUCCAAGAGGACUGUGAAUAUGACUCUGAAGAUGGAGACUAAAAGUAAAGACGGCAGGCCACCAAAACGGGUUAGCAGUAGAAGAUAUAGAAUUAAUGAUGUGCAGAUUGAGGAAUGGCUUGAAGAAUUAGAAGAAGAAAACGAGUUUAGCGAUUUUGAUGAUUCGGUAGAAGAUCCUAAUUAUGUGGAAGGGAAUGUUCUCGAGCAGCAAGAGGUACUCGAAGAAUUUGAGGAACAGAAUAUCCAAUCGAAUGAAAGGGAUUUCGACUCUGAAGAUGAAGAGCCCUUUAGCUCUUUAGCUUCUCGGGAUCAAGGUGGUCCAAACUACAUUGGGAAAAAUGGAUUUUUAUGGUCUAAGAAGGAAAUAGUGAAAACAAGCAGAACUCCUGCACAUAAUAUUAUUCAUGUAUCUCGGUCAACCGAGGAGCUUGUUUUCAGAAGUAUUGACGACCUAUGGUCAAAAAUUUUUGACUCUCAAAUAGUAGAGACAGUUGUAUUAUACACCAACCAAAAACUACUAACCUAUCGAGAACGUUUUCGCAACACAAACAGACAGGAACUCAAAGAUACAAAUGAAACUGAAAUGCGAAGUUUGUUUCGCCUUUUGUACUACAGCUCAGUAUUUAAAUGCAAUGGCGCAGACGCUAACUAUUUAUUUGCUACAGAUGGCACCGGGCACGAAAUUUUCCGCUGUGUGAUGUCUAAAUACCGAUUCUGUACAUUAAUCAACUGCUUGAGAUUAGACAACGGAAUGGAUCGCCAAGAACGUUUGAAAUCCGAUAGAUUAGCAGCUAUAUCGUGGUUCCAAACUACGAAGAGGGGACUUUUUGCUAUAUUUAGCACGAGAAUUGGUAAUUCCGAGCUUAAAAGAACGCGUUUAUAA
Parnassius apollo (apollo) is the source of this 999-nucleotide messenger RNA. The record is from the annotation of a GenBank genome assembly. NCBI's taxonomy places the organism in Eukaryota, Metazoa, Arthropoda, Insecta, Lepidoptera, Papilionidae.